Messenger RNA from Symbiodinium sp. CCMP2456, 1456 nucleotides. The record is from the annotation of a GenBank genome assembly. Lineage: Eukaryota; Dinophyceae; Suessiales; Symbiodiniaceae.
AUGGCUAAAGGCCGGCAGGAGUUCGAGAGAGAGUCCUUGUUCAGCUAUCUGUCGGUACGCACUACAAGAAGCUUUGUGCACCUACAUGCAACGUGCAUAAGAGCUCGCCUGUCGGCCAGGUUGGAGCAGAAGAGCUACCAGCGAAUGCAGAAAGUCUCCACACGCGCAAUGCUGCUCUGUUGCGUGGUAUACCUGAUGAUGGGAGUCACCGGCUUCCUGGCCUUCGGUGAAGAUACGCUGGGCAACAUCUUGGGCAACUUGCAGCCUAUGCUCUGUGCGAAUGACUGGAUGGUCCGUUCCGGGAUGGCCAGCAUGGCCUUUGCCGUGACAAUGGCGUACCCGCUCAACAUUUUCCCAAUUCGUUUCUCGGUAGAGACGGCGUUGUUCUACCACAGACCUAGCCUCAACUGUUCCGCCGUGCGGACAGGCAUUGCCGUCGGCGCGGUCGCUUCAAGCCUUAUUGUCGCGAUUGCUUUACCCCAAAUCAAUCUGAUCUUCGAGUUGAUCGGGGCUACCACUGGCAGCUUCGUGUGUUUCAUUGGUCCUGGGCUGCUUUUCCAGAGGACAGUGCCUGGCCAUGUCUUCGCCCCUCACAAGCUCAAGGCACUGCUUCUCAUUGUCAUGGGUUCCCUCUUCCUCCUGCUCGGAACCUACAGCAGUGUUCUCGAUGUCUUGGCGCAACUGUCCGAGGGGUCCCGUGCCAAGACGCCGAGAAAGUGGAAGCGAGCCGAGUCUGUGGAGGACUGGCGGAAGAAAGAGCUGGAGCGACUGAACUGUACCAAGUAUCACUACUUGAAGUUCGUCGAGAAGCAGAAAGUAGAGCGGCGGUUGAAAAGCUGUAAGAGGCAGCUGGUUCAAGCUCAGGAAGCUGGCAAGGAGGAGGAGGUCGGCGCGCUUCAGAAGCAGCUGCGCUCUCAUCUCGCGGACCACGAGUACAUUACCUACUACCCGAAGCACCUGCCAUACAACUCGCUGUUUCCCGCACAGGACUCUGAGGCCUCGCAGCAGAGGCGCGCUGAGAUCCGGCGAAUGAUACGCGAGCAGCUGUCGCAGGAAGGUACGGAGGCUGCGCUUGAUGCUCUGGGCGAUGAGCCUCAGGUCUCCAACAAGAAGACAGGCGAAGUGCAGCGCAAAGCCUCCAAAGUGAAACCCAAGCAGCGGCAGCAGCAGCAGCAGCAGCCGCAGCCGCAGCUGAAGAAAAAGAAGAAGCUGAUGCAGCGCGGAGAGCUGCAAGAAGAGCCACUGGCAGAAUCUCCUGUCGGUGAGACAGGGACGACGUCGAAUCGGAAGCCGAAGAAGCGGCGGGUUGAGGCACAACCUUCGGAGAAGCCUACGAAGGUAGAGAAGGACGAGGCCUCCAGAAAGAAGCCCUUGAAGCAUCCAAAGAAGAAGGCGCAGAAGGUGGAGGAGCCCUCCGCCAAGCCGGCUAAGACGGCGAAGACAAAGAGCUCCAAAG